AUGCCCUCCAAACGCUCUGCCGAGUCGGCACCAGACAACCGGCCAGCUGAGCCCCCAGCCAAGAAACGCAAGGGCUUCAGCGUCGGCCCAGCAAAUCUGCCCGACGGCACCUAUCGACGAAAAACCCAAAAAAUCAAAUCGGACCUGAUCCAAAAAGCCAAAGUGAAAAAGGCCUAUGCCAAGAUCAAAGCCGAAGAACGCGCCUCUGCGCCGAAAAAGUCCGUCUACGAGAGGGAGGAGAGAGAAGAUGAGCAGCACGACAAGGAGACCAGUCCAGAGAUCCACCCGGAGCGCAUGGCCAUGCUGAACGAACCGGCGCCGGAGCCAGAGCCGGAGGUGCGCCCGGAGCCACGUCGGCCGCGCGAGAGAGAAGAUAGAAAGAAAGAGCGCAGGCCAAAGCGCUCGGCGUUUACGAAAGAGAUGGAGAUUGCGGAGCAGCGGAGGAUGGCUGCGGAGAAGCGUGAACGGGAGCGCGAGGCGAAGCAGAAGGAGCGCGAGGCUAUGGUGCGUGCGAAACGGCCGGACCAGUUUGGGAAGCGGAGGUUGGGCAGAGAGAGUUCGGCGUUGUUGAGUCGGGUACAGCGGAUGGUGGGACAAUGA
Molecule: messenger RNA, 600 nt
Organism: Penicillium lagena
Lineage: Eukaryota; Fungi; Ascomycota; Eurotiomycetes; Eurotiales; Aspergillaceae
Exons: 2
Coding region: 1-600 (199 amino acids)
Source: RefSeq, a predicted model, not a curated record